AUGGGGCACACUGUACAGCAGUUCAAGGCUCUGUUUUGGAAGAAUUGGCUCUGCCGUGUGAGGCAACCGAUCCUGUCUCUCACUGAAAUAAUCUGGCCAUGUGUGCUGUUCUUGAUUCUGGCUGCAAUUCGCUUCCAGGAACCUCCAAAAUACAAGGAAAACUGUUAUUUAGAAGCUCGGGAUUUGCCAAGUCAGGGACUUUACCCUUUCAUGAGGACCCUUUUCUGUAAUGUUGGUUCAAGAUGCAAAAACAGCAGUUACACCACACAGAAAGCCAGUCGCUUACGUUCUUCAGGCAUCCAAAGUGGUCCAGAGAGCUUCACAGGACCUGAACUAGAGUUCAUGAAGGAGAUAGAAGAGCUUGGAAGGGGAUUUAUUGAGAUCACAGAGAAAACCAUGGCUUUAGAAAAGCUGUGGGAGGAAAACUCAAAAUUCUCAGGGCUCCACAACAUCACCACUUUUCUUACUAUGGACUUGAAUGAAGUGGAGGAAAUGAUUUCUAGAGCAGAAAGCCUGUACAAGCAACCAUAUUUCUGGAACCUUCUGCAUUCACUCCCUCACCUUGAAUCAAACAGCUUUUAUUCAGAAGAUGGGUUAGCUGCUGUAGCACAAUUUCUGAAAGUUAUUCAAGAUACCUUAGCAUCGUUGAAGGAUGUUAUGCCACUGGGCAAAAGUUUCUAUGAAGUGGUUGAAACAGCACUGAAUUUAACUGCUGCAUCAGUAGAGCAUAGGAACUUAGAAGGCUUUCAGUAUAAUCUUUCUCUUGGGGAUGUUUUGUGGAAUCCACAUGCUGUGAGAGCGGAACUGAAAUCCAGUUUUGGUUUUGAUGAUCUUCAUGUUGAAAAACUGCUAAGUUACACAGCACAAUUAACAAAGAUUCCCACAGGAGAGACACUGGAACAGUUUGUGUGUGCUGCUCUGUCCAGUGUGCCAGAAGAUGAGGCAAACAAAGAGAAUAAUGAAGAAGGCUGUAUUCCUGCAUGGCAUGAGGCCGAGCUGUAUCUUGUUCAUGCUGUCAGCAAGCUCAAACUCUAUGCACAGGUGUUUAAGCAAUGGUUCAGCAGCAGCAGGCUCUCCCAGAAGCUCCUUUUGAGACUUGAAAGAAGCAUAGCUGAUUUCAUGUCACAGGUUCUAGAUGACAAGAAAGCAGGGAAACUUUUUUCAGACAUAAAUACUCUGAUCCAGCAAUGGAAUGAGAAAUCAGAUGCCUACUUUUCAGAAAGAUAUACUACAUCUCAUGAUAUAAUUUUGACAUCUUUCAAAGAGUUUUUGAAGAGAGAUUGGAACUUAUGGAUUUCUGGUGAAAACGAAAUGGAUCAUCUUCUUCAUAUUGUAGCAGUGAUAGAAGAAAUUACCAAGUUUGAUUACUCAGCCUCUUCAAAUCAGUCUCUAAUUGAAAGGGUCUUGAAUAAUACAAUUACAUGGAUGAAAAAAAUUUCUGAGUGGAAGAAAUCUGCCACCAAUUUCUCAUUUCCAGUUUCUGUACUCCAUAAUGAGUUAAGAGAAAAUUUCAAGCCUCCUCAGAGAUUCUGGAUGAAGGAGAAGACAGAAGUUUUCUGGCAUGUAAUGAAAAUUGUAUUCUAUGAACUUGAUUCUAAGCUCUCUCAUUUGAGUCAAGAGGAAAAGAAAGAGGUACUGGAGACCUUAUCUGGAAUGAUAUUUUACAUUACAGAGAAUAAAAUCUUUAAUAGAACUAUGCUAUUGCUCCAAAAUAUCCUGACUGAUGGGCCAGAGUUAAAUAUUGAUGCUUUGAGCCAUUUAAAACACUUAAGUGAAAAUUUUCUAAGGAAUCUCUAUGAAGUUGGAUCGUUGAUGGAUGAUCAUGUCAAUGGGUCUUUCAGCACCAUUCGUGGAGUAAUUAAUGCUUCCUCUUUAUUAGUCUCAAAUGAAACUUUUACAUACAAAGUGCAAGAAUUAGGAGAAAUUGUUAAUGAUUUCUUCAAAAACAUCCAAAAAUUAAGCAAUACUAGUGUGGCUUCCCUUGUUUCAAUGCUUUUCUCUCUGUAUCAGGAUGAUGCUCUGGUCUUAAAUAUUGAGAGCAAUAGCACUCUGUUAACAUUUCUUUAUGAGACUUCAAGAGAUAUUUCAGCUUUUCAAGUAUGGCAUGAUUUCCAAGACAGGGACAAAGUUUUUGAUUUUCUGUCAGAAACAUUUGAACUUCUCUGGAAUCUCACCAAUGAUUCACUAUGUGAAAAGUUACUUAUCAUUUACAACUUCACUGAGUUUCAGGCCCAGUCUCUUGCACAGAAAGGAAAAAAGGAAAUGAAAGUUGUUUAUAGUGCUCUGAGCAGCCUUAAAACUUUGUUUAUAGAUGAAGAGCUUCAAACAGCAGCCUUUUGUUAUUUGGAACAAUUUCUUGAUAUACCAGAAUGCCUGGUAGAUAAUGGGUGCAUGGAUUUUUAUCCAUCAAACAUUACUUCUGCAGAUCAUUCAGCAGAAGUUUACAGCUUACUUCUGCUUCCAUUGGACAUUGCUCUGUCUAAUAUAACAAACCUGGGAGAGGAGGUAAGUGUGCCUUAUGCAUUGCACUGCACUUUUACCUGGCUUCAAACCUGCACAGAGAUUUUUGAGGAAGCCUCCAAAAUCUUAAAUUUGAAUUCAUCCUUUUUUGUCAGUCUAAGAAAUGAGUUGGAAUAUCUCUCUGAAAGUCUUCUAAAUACAACUCAUGAUGAACUGUGCAAUAGUACAGAUAUGUUUAUUGUUGAAGCUACCACAGCAGCAAUGAAUGUAUUGAAAAUCAUAAUUGAAGCAGGUGGUAAUUUAAAUGACUGGAGACACUUGGAUUCUUUCCUUGCUAAUCUUCAAAGUGUUUUUAACAAUGCAGUUAAUGUCACAAACUCACUUCAAGGUAACAGUUUAGAAAAUGUUUUAGAAGUUAUGGGAGUCGUGAUAACUGAAUUGCAGAAAUCUCUACUGGAGGUUGUUAAUGGAGAGUUUUUCACUUCUUGGCUUGAUACUUUCACCUCAGAAAUAUCUGAGGGAGAAGAUGGGAGUGCUGGUGUGUUUUCCACUGGAAAUUCCCUUUCUACCAUUCUCAAGCUCUCCCAGAAAGAACUUGGAAUUAUUCUCACUGAGAUAAAAGACACAACUGCUUUCUUUAAAGAUAUAUCUGAAGGCAAAUAUAUAGCUUGUAUCAGUAUUUUCCAGAAUAUCACCAAAAUGAUUUUGAAUGAGACUCUGGAAGACUUAAGCCAUUCACAAACAAAUUUUUCAUCACGCCUUGCUUCUUUUCUAAAUUUUUAUAGUACCGUGGGUGAGGCAGAGGAUUGUAAAAGAUGGAUACAUGGAUUAAGCAAUCUCAGUGAAAAAUUCAUGUCACCUUCACACCUUGAAAGUGCAAAACAUAUUUUAUUUCUACUGAGAUCUCUGGGAAACAUAGAGACAGAUGCUAAACUAAUGAAUGUGAUGGACUUUGUUAAUUUAAUUUUUAAUUUUAUACUCCCUGAAUGUUCCCUACCUGGUUCUGAUAUGAUGUGUGUAAAUGUUUAUUUUGACAUUAUAGCAAAAACAGUAAAUUUAAUUCUCCCUGAACUUUAUGUAAAAGAUGACAUUGGUGUGCUCGAAUUCAUUUUUACACUUUUAAAUAACUCUGGAGGGCAAAUACAAAUGGUUGUCAAUGAUUUAGUGAGGCAAUCAUGGUAUAUGUUAAACAAGACCCAUUUUAGUCAGUCAGCCCAUGGAUUUAGCAAUACUUCAAGAAUGUUCCUUAAUGCUAUUCACCAUCUUCAACUUUCCUCAGUAGAACUUCUGAAAGAAAUUCAAAUUCUUCUGAAAAAUAAAACCUCUGAAAUCCAAGAAAACAAUUCUGUUCAUUUGGACAUUGAGAUGGAACCUUUCUUGCAUGUUAAAAACAUCAGUUUGUUGAUGGAGUUAGUUCAGUAUGUGAUUGGUAAACUUGACUCAGACUUGCAGGGUGAACACAAAAUGUUCAUCCAGAAACUGAUAGAAACAACAGCUCUGAAUACUGAACUAGUAAGGAAGACACUUAAAAUUUUCAAGUCUUCUAGUUUUUUUGGCUUUCCAUUAAAAGAUGAUAAAGAGUUACUGAAGCAUGUGUUAGCUUUGGUGCAAAAUAUGGAGAGCGUGGAUGCUGAGUUCUUGAUAAGUCAAUUCAAACAUAUCCAAAGGAGCCUAAAUAAUUUCUUUGAAAAUAUGAAGACUUUGUAUACUGAGAACUCUGAGUUAGGAUUGUUCAUAGACUGGUGGGAUGCAUUUGAGAACGAUUCAUGUAACUGGAACCUGACUGGGUUAUGGCAAAUAACACAACUCUUUGAACAAGAUGAGCUCUACGAUGUCGAAGAGAUAUUUCAUCUCCUCCUUGAUGUCAUCAGCCUUACAGAAAGAGUAGCUCAUGGAAACAUCACGGAAGCACUAUCCAAAGUAAUUGCUUUCAUACUGACUCAGGAAGAAAAAAUGUCAAUGUUUACUGAAGAAGAGUUUGAUAAUGAAGGAGAAAGUCUUCUAGUGUUACUGGAGAUAUUGAAAGAUGUGUCUAAUGAUUCUGCAGAGGCCUCAGUUUGUUUUUCUGCAGCAUUCUGCUGGACUCUCACAACAGCAACACCUCAGAGUGAUCAGGUUUUUGAACUCUGUGACUUUGUGCACAGCAGUUCUACUCUUAAUUACACCAGAGUUACUGAAGUUCUUAAGGAGCUGAAACUCAUCACUCUGGAUGAUAGUUCCUCAUGCAUGACAGAAGACUUUCAGAUGGAUAUAAUUCACAAUUUGACUUGCUUUUUUCAUCAGAUUAAAGAAUGGACCUCUGUUCUUUUGAAGUUUUCUGAGCUCCAUCAGGUAAAUGGCUCAGUUCUCAAAGAGCUUCUGAAUGUUUGGAAUGAGCUGUCCCUCUAUGCUGUGCCACUGCAAGUGAAUAAUACACAAUUAAUCAACAAUUGUUACUUCACACCAAGGACCCAAGUAGCUUUACAUAUCAUAGAAACACUGAGCAGUAUUCCAGUGGCAGAAAUGGAAAUGGCCAAAGGUGUUCUUGAACAGCUGGGUGAUCUUUUUGGUGGCUUAAAUUGGAACAGACAUUCAAAAACAUCAUUUACAAAGGCUGUUCUUACUAAUGUUAAGAAUAUGACCAGUGAAGUUUCUGGACUCCUGGAUAAGGAAGCUGUCCUUUCUUUCCUUUCAGCAAUUCAGCCUUUAAUGAUGCUGUCUUCUGUUGGAAACCAGACAUACUCUAUGCUUAUGAUGUUAUCAGCUUUAAAUGAAAACAGUAAUAUAUCUGAUAACUUUGAGAACUUCUGGUUUCCUAUAGUUACAAGCAUUGAAGAUUUAUUGGAGAAUUUUAGUGUUAGACACUUACUUGCUGUGAUAGACCAAGAGUUACAAUUACUAAGUUUAGCCACGGGACACUCCUCUUCAAUGGCUUUUGAUGUUUCGGUACAUCAAUUUAAUACAUCAUCUGCAGAUGCUAUGUUAAGAAAUUUUGAAGACAUACAAGACAUUGUAAACAGUUUUCUAUGCGAGUGUAACAGCAGAAACUAUUCUAAAAUAACGCAUGCUCUUUUUCUCCUUAUGGCUGAUGAAAAUUCAUCGAAUGACCUACUGCUGGUUGUCAAAGACAUUAUUGACUUUCUGGAACUAUUCCAAAAUAAUUCUAAGGAAGUUUAUACUGGUAGAUUAUUCAGUGAUAGUAGCAGAGAAAACUUGAAUAAUACUUCUACUGCUAAUUCAGUUUUGUUAAAUAAUCUCCUUCAUACACUUGCUGAUCUUGCUGUUAUAGACGAAGAUCUGCAUAAAAACAACACUGAGCUUCAGGUAGUUGACUUAAUUGAUUCCUUUGUUGAUAAUGCACUAUAUAGAGAACUUUCUACUCAUUCCCAAAACAAAACUCUGGACAUCUUGGAAGAGAUCUUGCAAAUGGUAUUUCAGUCUACCACAGAACAUGACUGGAACAAAAUAACCUUCUUACAGAAGGAUUUGCAUCAGGAUAUAGUGAAAGAAACGAGAUAUUUUUCUCUUACAGAAGAACCAGUUUUCAUUGGCAACCUCUCCUGUGUUGUUACAAAGUGUAAAGAGCGAUUAAGCAGUCACUUACUCCUCUCUGUCAUGGAAGGAAUCACUGUGGUUCAAGAUCAUUAUCAGGAUAUUGAAAGAAUGUGGCCAGCUUUCAACAAAGGGGAUUGUGAGAGUAUGGCACAUAUAAACCAAGAACUUUCCAAUACUUUGGAGAGCUUCCUGAGGGCCUUGCAAGAUACCAGCAAUGGCAGCUGUGAAUGUCAGCUAACCAGGAACAUACAGAGACAAUUGCAAAUGGUGGUUGAAAAUCUGGAGCUACAGAUGUCAGAAAACCCGGCGACAGCUUUUCUCAGCAAUUUUAAUCCUUUAAAUGAUGUGAAAAUUAAAGAGUGUGUGCAGAAUGUUACUCAGUUAAGGCUGGACAUUGGUUCUUCUGUCAAUAUUUCUGAAGAAACUAUCAGUACCAUCUUGGAAGCCAGUAUCUCUCAGUCAAAGUUCUUUUACAGUGCCCUUGUGGUAGCUUUAACUGGAAGAUGUGAUGAAGAAAUACUUAACCUUCUACUAAAGCUACCUGAAAACAAUAAAACUUCCCUGGCAGUGGCAGAAUUAUGUUCUUUACCAGCACUGGACUUAUAUACCAUGUUUGUACUGAUUAUACAGAAUUUGAACUUGCGUCAUAUAAUUUACAAGAUUAAGAUACCAUCUGAGAUUGGCAAUGUAUUAAAUAUGCUACUGGAUGUGGUUUCUAGUAUCAGUGCUCUUUUCAAUAAAACCCACCACAUCAUGGAAAAACUUCCAGUGUUCCUCCAAGGAAUUCAGAAUAUUGGUGUGUCUGACAUCUCUGCACUGCAGCAGUUGUUGCAAGGUGGGCAGUUCAGAAGUUCAGCUGCUGGAUCCCUGGAGUCUGUGAUCAAGGCAGUGUGCAAAGAAGAAUCUUCGUUUUUCAGCAAUGCAAACCUCUUCAUUGAUAUGCCCAGAAUCACAGGACUCUUGGAGGACAAUAUGGGGAAAUAUGGCAUUCCUGAGGACUCAACUCCUUUUUGCUUGAAACUUUAUCAGGAAAUUUUACAGUCCUCUAAUGGGGCUUUGCUGUGGACUUUCCUGAAACCAUUAUUACAUGGGAAGAUACUGUACAAUUCAAACAUAAACAUGAUCGACCUGGUGAUGGAGAAGGCUAAUUUCACUUUUGGUUUUGUGGAAAACUUGAAGACUUACUCUGAGACAUGGCUUAGGAUGUCUGAGGUAUUUAAAACCAGUGGCAAUGUCCUCACGGUCUCACGACUGCAGGAAGCUCUGCAAAGCAAUUUCAUAAAGCAUUUUAUAGAAAGUAAUUUGGAUAUUGACACGGAAAAACUUUUUAAAAAAUUGCAAGUAUAUGAAACUACAAUGAACAAGAUGCUUAACAGCUCAGCAAGUAAACAGAUUGACCUGUUGUCACAGCUUGUAGUAAAUAUCUCUUCCUGUGUGUUGCUGGACCGUUUCCAGCCUUUUGACUCUGUUGAGAAACUGGAGGAGAAGGCUCAUGAACUCAUGCAGCAAAAUAAUUUUUUGGCUAGUAUCAUCUUUGACACACCAGGGAACAAGACACAGGAUUCUGGCAAUCUCCUUCCACAACACAUUUCAUAUACAAUUAGAACCAGUGUUCUCUACAGCAUGAGAACAGAUCUGAUUAAAAACCCAGCGUGGAAAUCCCAUCCCCAGAAGCUGCCAGCUGAUGGGUUUAAAUACAACCACAUCUUCAUUCCUCUGCAAGACAUGAUUGAAAGGGCAAUUAUUUCAGCACAGACUGGGACAGAUACCUCAGAGCCAGCCAUUCAGGUGCAAGCCAUGCCUUACCCUUGUCAUACGAGUGAUCUAUUCUUGAAUAAUAUAGGAUUUUUUUUCCCACUUAUGAUGAUGUUAACAUGGAUGGUUUCAGUUGCUGGCAUGGUUCGCAAGCUGGUUUAUGAAAGAGAAAUUAAUCUUGAAGAGUAUAUGAAGACAAUGGGUGUACAUCCAGCCAUUCAUUUCUUUGCUUGGUUUCUGGAGAAUGUCAUUGUAAUCACAAUAAGCAGCUGUGCUCUGGCCAUCAUUUUGAAAGCAAGUGGUAUCUUUGCUUAUAGCAAUGGCUUCCUCAUCUUCUUUUUUCUUCUGGAUUUUGGAGUUACAGUGAUUAUGUUAAGCUAUUUUUUGGGAUCAUUUUUUAGCAGUGCUGAUACAGCAGCUCUCUGUGCCAGCCUGAUGUAUAUGAUCAGUUUUUUACCCUACAUAGUUCUGUUGGUCCUGCAAAGCCAGUUGAGUUUCAUCAACCAGAUUAUAAUGUGUCUUCUGUCUACAACUGCCUUUGGGCAAGGAGUAUUUUUCAUUACAUUUUUCGAGGGUCAAGAAACAGGAAUUCAGUGGAAUAAUGUACACCAGUCAAUUGCACAAGGAGGACACAUGACCUUUGGGUGGAUGUGCUGGAUGAUGUUCUUUGACUCCAUUUUAUAUUUUAUAAGUGGCUGGUAUUUCAGCAAUAUUAUUCCUGGAAAAUUUGGAAUAAAGAAACGAUGGUACUUUCCCUUUACCAUUUCCUACUGGAAGAACCUGUGUGGUGCAGAGAGGAGGAAGAGACAUUUUUUGGAUUCUAGUAUGUUUUUCUUCAAUGAAAACAUCCAAGGAAAAGAGCCAGCACCUCUGGGCCAGAAGGACCCCUGCAGAGAAGGGGCCACCACUGGUGUGGUGCUGCUGUCUCUCACCAAAGAACAUGUGGAUGGCCAGAAAGCUGCUGUUAAAGAUCUCAACCUCACUUUCCAUAGAGGUCAGAUCACAGCACUCUUGGGACCUAAUGGAGCUGGCAAGACAACAGUUAUAUCACUGCUAACUGGUCUGUAUCCACCAAGCUCUGGCACUGUUAUUAUAAAUGGAAAGGACAUCCGUACUGAUCUUGCUGCCAUCAGGGCAGAGCUUGGUGUCUGCCCCCAGUAUGAUGUCCUGUUCAACAUAUUAACAGUGCGAGAACAUCUGCUGCUUUAUGGAUCAGUGAAGGCACCUGACUGGACAAAAGAACAGUUGAAUCAGCAAGUCACUGGAGCUCUGGAAGAUGUGGAUUUAUCCCAACACCAGUACAAACCUGUUGGAGCUCUUUCUGGGGGAAUGAAAAGGAGGCUGUCGAUUGCCAUCUCCUUUAUUGGAAACUCCAAGACAGUUGUUCUAGAUGAGCCCACAAGUGGAGUAGAUCCAUGUUCUCGCCGUAGCAUCUGGGAUGUUCUUCUAAAGUACAAAGCUGGUUGCACACUGAUCUUUACCACUCACCACCUUGAUGAAGCAGAGGUUCUCAGUGAUCACAUUGCCAUCCUGCAGCGUGGCCAGCUGAGGUGCUGUGGCUCCCCCUCCUAUCUGAGAGAAAGAUAUGGCCAGGGACACAGCCUAACACUCAUAAAAAAGCCCUCUGUGUUUGAAAUCCAGGAUCCUAAGCAUAUUGUUCAGGUCACAUCUUUGGUACAGACUCACAUCCCAGAAGCCUUCUUGAAAGAGAACAGUGGGACUGAGCUGACCUAUGUGAUUCCAGAAAAUGCAGAUAAGACCUCUUUUAAUGGUCUUUUUCAGGCUUUAGAUAAAAGCCUUCAUCAUCUACAUGUGACUGGCUAUGGCAUUUCUGACACCACUUUGGAAGAGGUUUUUCUGAAGCUACUGCAGGAGUCAGAGAAGAUGCCCUAUGUCCCACAGGCAGCACACCUGGACCAUACAAAUGGUGCUGAAUCAGCCUAUAUCUCACUUAUGAAGCCCUCAAGUGUGCACGGAGUCCGUCACGUUCUCAGACAGAUUGUUGCUUUUCUGAUGAAGAGGUUUCACCACACCAGGCGAGGCUGGAGAGGAAGUCUGUCAAAUGUGCUGCUUCCUGUCCUCUUUGUUGCACUGGCAAUGGCCUUGUUUAGUGUGAAGCCACUGGCUAUUGAUUAUCCUUCUCUCAAGCUGACACCAAGACUUUAUGACAAUGCAGAAUCCUUUUUCAGAAAAAAUAAUUCAUGUUGGCAUAUGGAAUAUGCAUCACACAAGGAUUCAUGCAGAUGUAUGGCUGAGAAAGAGAUGUGUCCAAGUUUCAAUACCUCUGCUCUCUAUGUGAAAAAUAAGAAAGGACAUAUUUUGUAUAAUCUUUCAGGGUUCCUUGUGGAAGAAUAUUUAGUGAGGCUUCCCAACAAAGCAAGCAGAUAUGGUGGCUGGUCUUUUGGAGGGAGGAAAGAAUUUGAACUGCAAGAAAAAAAAUGGAAUAACACCAAAUCUAAGCCUCUGGCUAAGGUGUGGUACAACCAAAAAGGUUUCCAUUCACUGCCAUCCUACUUAAAUGAACUCAACAACUUCAUUCUGUGGCUGAAUUUGCCUCCUAAUGUGGAUUGGAGACAGUAUGGGAUCACACUCUACAGCCAACCAUAUGGAGGAGCCUUGCUGGAUGAAGACAAAAUAAUGGAGAACGUCCGUCAGUGUGGGGUAGCACUGUGCAUCAUGCUGGGUUUCUCUAUCCUUACUGCAUCCAUUGGAAGUGCCAUAGUCAAAGACAGAGUAUCUGGCACAAAACGCUUGCAGCACAUCACAGGCCUGGGUUACAAAACAUAUUGGCUUGCUAACUUCUGCUAUGACAUGCUGUUUUACAUGGUUCCAGUCACUCUAUGUGUUGGUGUUAUUAGUGCCUUCCAUCUAUCAGCCUUCACUAUCCGAAAGAACUUGGCAGCCACUGGUCUCCUGCUGAUACUCUUUGGAUACUCAACUUUACCAUGGAUGUAUCUUGUAUCCAGAUUCUUCUCAAGUUCAGAUGUUGCUUUUAUUUCUUACAUCUCCUUGAAUUUUGUGUUUGGCCUGUGUACCAUGCUGGUGACUCUCUUACCUCGUUUGUUAGCUAUAAUUUCCAAAGUGCAGACUUUCCAGAACAUCUACAACAUCCUCAAAUGGGUCUUCAUCAUAUUUCCGCAAUUCUGCUUAGGCCAGGGUUUAAUAGAGCUUUCAUAUAAUCAGAUCAAGUUUGACCUGACCAGCAACUUUGGAAUAGACUCGUAUGUGAGCCCCUUUGAGAUGAAUUUCCUGGGCUGGAUUUUUGUGGAAAUGGCCCUGCAGGGAACACUACUUCUUCUUUUACGGCUUUUUCUUCAUUGGGAUCUCCUCCACAAACUAAGGGCUCAGUGUUCAAUCAACAACAUAGUUGGCCCUUCAGAAGAUAUUGAUGUAGAAAUGGAGCGGCAGAGGCUCUUUGGUGGAAGAACUGGUAAUGAUGUCCUUCUCCUGUACAACCUCAGAAAGUGUUAUGGAGGUUUCAGUAAGAAGAACACAGCUGUGGAAAGCAUAAGCUUGGGAAUACCAAGGGGAGAGUGUUUUGGACUCCUGGGAACUAAUGGAGCUGGGAAAAGCACAACGUUUAAGAUGCUGACUGGAGACAUCAUCCCGUCUGCAGGACGCGCUGUUAUCAGGACUCCUACAGGGUCUGAAUUGGAUAUACUGUCUGCUGGCUCUGAAGGAAUUCUCAUUGGCUAUUGUCCACAGCAAGAUGCCCUCGAUGAACUUUUAACUGGUUGGGAGCAUCUUUAUUAUUACUGCACACUGCGUGGAAUUUCAAAACCGGAUAUCCGUAAGGUUGCAGAGGACCUUGUUAACCGGUUACACCUCAAUGCCCAUGCUGACAAAUUGGUGAGAACCUACAGUGCUGGCACAAAGAGGAAGCUCUCUACUGCUCUGGCUUUAGUUGGUAAACCCCAAAUACUCUUAUUGGAUGAACCUAGCUCUGGGAUGGAUCCCUGCUCUAAACGUUACCUUUGGAAAACCAUACUGAAGGAAGUUCAGGAUGGUUGUGCAGCUGUGCUGACAUCCCACAGUAUGGAAGAAUGUGAAGCCCUCUGCACGCGGCUUGCUAUUAUGGUCAAUGGAAGUUUCAAGUGUCUUGGUUCUCCCCAGCACAUUAAAAACAGGUUUGGAGAUGGCUAUUCUGUCAAGAUUUGGCUUAGUAAAGAAAUAAACUCUCAAAGAAUAAUUUUGAACUGUCUGCAGUUGCAUUUUCCUGGAACACAGUUUAAGGCACAGCAUCUUAACCUCUUGGAGUACCACGUACCACGAAGUCAGGGAUGCUUAGCAGAGCUCUUCAGAGUCCUAGAAAAUCACAAAGCUUUUCUCCAAAUCAAACACUACUCCAUUAGCCAAACAACACUAGAGCAGGUAUUCAUUAAUUUUGCUACACAAGAUCAAGGAAUCUCACAUUCUUCACAAGAAUCUGUUCAUCAUGGCCACCUGCCUGUCUAG
Messenger RNA from Calypte anna (Anna's hummingbird), 12204 nucleotides. RefSeq names its product ATP binding cassette subfamily A member 13 (gene ABCA13). Bases 1 to 12204 code for a protein of 4067 amino acids. The transcript is spliced from 53 exons. NCBI's taxonomy places the organism in Eukaryota, Metazoa, Chordata, Aves, Apodiformes, Trochilidae. Gene Ontology annotation, molecular function: ABC-type transporter activity; ATP binding; ATP hydrolysis activity. Gene Ontology annotation, biological process: transmembrane transport; lipid transport. The record is from RefSeq and is a predicted model, not a curated record. Gene Ontology annotation, cellular component: membrane; intracellular membrane-bounded organelle.